CAAUACUUUCAUGCGGGCGGCGUGGGCCUGAAGAAAACCUUCUUGGAAAAGAGUCCAGAUCUGCAGUCUCUGCGCUACGCCUUGUCUCUGUAUACGCAGGCUACAGACAAGCUCAUCAGGAAGUUUGUCCUCUCACAGAGCGCUCAGGUCCAUGGAGGGAAAGGGGUCCGGUACUCAGCAAAUGAAGACACAGCACCGGAGAAAGCGUCUGGAGUGGAUGCAGUCGGCGACGUGGUCAUGAACGUGGACAUUUUGCCUCAGCCUAAUGGAGAACACAAGAUCAGUGUCAAAGUGGUCUCAGCUAUUGACCUGAAAUGGAAAGCACAGGGCUUCAGGCCUUUUGUUGAAGUCUACAUCAUCGGCCCUCACCUCAGCGACAAGAAGAGGAAGUUCGCCACCAAGUCCAAGAACAACACCUGGUCACCAAAGUUCAGUGAAAGCUUCCAGUAUUCGCUGGGCACUGAGGUCGGUCCAGAGAGCUACGAGCUGCAGGUGUGUGUGAAGGACUACUGCUUUGCCAGGGAGGACCGCACCGUGGGCAUGGCCGUGCUGCAGGUGAAGGACAUAGCCAGCAAGGGCAGCGUCACCUGCUGGCUGCCACUGGGCCGACGCGUCCACAUGGACGAGACGGGCCUGACGGUGCUGCGCAUCCUCUCCCAGCGCAACAACGACGACGUGGCAAAAGAGUUCGUCAAGCUCAAGUCAGACCAGCGGUCGGCCGAGGAGGGCCGCAGCUGAGGGAGGAGGACGGCGACGAAGAAACACGUGUGCACAAGAACACCAGAGACGUACCUGAUAGACAUAGUGUUAUGCACACAUAGUACACACACCUACAUAGAUAGACAA
Molecule: messenger RNA, 846 nt
Organism: Stegastes partitus (bicolor damselfish)
Lineage: Eukaryota; Metazoa; Chordata; Actinopteri; Pomacentridae
Product: protein unc-13 homolog A-like
Exons: 5
Biological process (GO): synaptic vesicle priming; synaptic transmission, glutamatergic; presynaptic dense core vesicle exocytosis
Cellular component (GO): synaptic vesicle membrane; neuromuscular junction; presynaptic membrane
Molecular function (GO): syntaxin-1 binding; diacylglycerol binding; calmodulin binding
Source: RefSeq, a predicted model, not a curated record